Molecule: messenger RNA, 2674 nt
Organism: Pogoniulus pusillus (Red-fronted tinkerbird)
Lineage: Eukaryota; Metazoa; Chordata; Aves; Piciformes; Lybiidae
Gene: PSKH1
Product: protein serine kinase H1
Exons: 3
Coding region: 426-1688 (420 amino acids)
Biological process (GO): protein phosphorylation
Molecular function (GO): ATP binding; protein kinase activity
Source: RefSeq, a predicted model, not a curated record
AGUUACAUUUUAAGGGUUUUCUGUAGCCUUCUGUGAAGAUCAGGCACCAUAUUGAUGGGCUCUGAGCCAAGGAGUAGGAAUUUAAACUGCUGGGCUAACUGCCAGAGCUCACACAGGCACUUUCUCCAUCUCCUACCAGUCAGACUGUUUCAGUCAGCACCUAAAGGCCUGCUGAAGUGCAGCCGGUUUCGUCCUGCUGGAAUACAGCCUGGGGAGCAAGACCUCCCUUGGUGCCAGCCUGGAACAGCUACUGGAACUUCAAGCUCCAUGUGGGAAACCAGAAGUGCUGCUUGGAACCCAAGGCUGCAGAAGAAAGCAAAGCUGAGUCAGAGUGUUAAAAGGUUCAAACGUGGGCAUUGCCCCAGGCGUGGUUGCUGUUGCUGCCCUGGGAAGAUGUCUUGACAGGACACUAACUCCCUUCAGUGAUGGGCUGUGGGACAAGCAAAGUGCUGCCUGAGCCCCCCACAGACGUGCAGCUAGACCUGGUGAAGAAGGUGGAGCCUUUCAUGGGCCACAGUGACAUCUACAAGCACUUCAUCAGAGAUGAACCUGGGUCUGUCACCAGAGCUGGCUGUCCUUCCCCCCCGCAGUACGCUCAGCCCUGCCCUGGCAGCCCCCUGCCUGCCCAGUCCACGCAGCCUGAGCCCCGCCGGAACAAGGUGGCCAAGUACCGUGCCAAAUUUGACCCCAGGGUGACGGCCAAGUACGACAUCAAGGCCUUGAUUGGCAGGGGCAGCUUCAGCCGCGUGGUGCGGGUGGAGCACAAGGCCACCAAGCAGCCCUACGCCAUCAAGAUGAUCGAGACGAGGUACCGUGAGGGGCGGGAGGUGUGUGAGUCGGAGCUGAGCGUGCUGCGCCGUGUGCGCCACACCAACAUCAUCCAGCUUAUCGAGGUCUUCGAGACCCAUGACCGCGUCUACAUGGUGAUGGAGCUGGCCACCGGUGGGGAGCUCUUCGACCGCAUCAUCGCCAAGGGCUCCUUCACCGAGCGGGAUGCCACGCGCGUGCUGCAGAUGGUGCUAGACGGGGUCAGGUACCUGCACACUCUGGGCAUCACCCAUCGUGACCUGAAGCCCGAGAACCUGCUCUACUACCACCCGGGCACAGACUCCAAGAUCAUGAUCACGGACUUUGGGCUGGCGAGUGCGCGGAAGAAGGGAGAUGACUGCCUGAUGAAGACCACCUGUGGGACACCAGAGUACAUCGCCCCUGAGAUCCUGGUCAGGAAGCCCUACACAAACUCUGUGGACAUGUGGGCGCUGGGCGUCAUCUCCUACAUCCUGCUGAGUGGCACCAUGCCCUUCGAGGAUGACAACCGCACCCGCCUGUACCGCCAGAUCCUGAAGGGCAAGUACAGCUACUCAGGAGAGCCCUGGCCCAGCGUGUCCAACCUGGCCAAGGACUUCAUCGACCGGCUGCUGACGGUGGAGCCCGGGGACAGGAUGACUGCGCUGCAGGCGCUGAAGCACCCCUGGGUGGUCAGCAUGGCAGCCUCCUCCUCCAUGAAGAACCUGCACCGCUCCAUCUCGCAGAACCUGCUGAAGAGAGCCUCCUCCCGCUGCCAGAGCACCAAGUCGGCGCAGUCCACCCGCUCCAGCCGCUCCACCCGCUCCAAUAAGUCGCGGCGGGUGCGGGAGCGGGAGCUGCGGGAGCUGAACCUGCGCUACCAGCAGCACUACACCGGCUGAGCCCUGCGCCGCCCGCGCUCCGCUCCCUGCCGUGCGGCUCCGCGGCCCUGCGCGCACCCUGCCGGGCGCUGCCUUGCCCCUGCGCACAGGAUGCCAGCCUGGGCAGGCUGGAGACCUGGGCAGAGGGCAACCUCGUGAAGGUCAAGCAGGGCAUGUGCGGAGUCCUGCGCCUGGGCAGGAGCAACCCCCUGCAGCAGAGGGUGACCUGCUGGAGAGCAGCUCCACAGAGAAGGACCUGGGAGUGCUGGGGGACAAGGUCACCAUGAGCCAGCAAUGUGAUUUCGGGGCCAAGAAGGCCAAUGAGGUCCUGGGGUGCAUGCAGAAGACUCAGCAGGUCAAGGGAGGUUCUUCUCCCAUCUAUUCUGCCCUGGUGAGGCCACACCUGGAUUCCUGGGUCCAGUUCUGGGCUUGCCAUUCAGGAGAGACAGAGAACUGCUGGAGAGAGUCCAGAGGAAGCCACAAAGCUGCUGAGAGGCCUGGAGCAACUCCAUGAGGAGCAAAGGCUGAGAGCCCUUUGGCUGGGAGCCUGCGGAAGAGCAGCCUCAGAAGGCCUCUGAGCAGUGUUCAGCAAGAGCUAAAGGACCUGUGGGGUGCAAGAGGCUGGGGCCAGACUCUUGGCAGUGGUACCCAGGGGCAGGACAAGGGCCAGGGGGCACAAACUGGCACCCAGGAGGUUCCAUCUGAGCAGCAGGAGAAAGUUCCUUGGUGUGAGGGUGCUGGAGGCCUGGAGCAGGCUGCCCAGAGAGGCUGUGGAGUCUCCUCUACUGAGCUUCCAUUCCCCUCAGGGCACUGUGUUCCUGGGCAAGCUGCUGUGGGUGCCCUGUUGGAGCAGGGGCUUGGAGUGGCUGAUCCCCAGAGGUCCCAGCCUCUGCUAUUUGGUGAUUCUGUGAAUCUCAUGGUGUCCUUCCCACCCUGUGAGCUGUGCCAUGGGGUCUCUUGCAGGAACCAGGAUGAGAGCCUCCAGUAAAACAGAAAUGAUGGAACCA